AGAAAGAGACCUUCUUGGACCCUUUCAUAUUGAGGGAAGUCCUGCCAGCAUCUCUGGGAAGUUAUUAUCGGUAUACAGGGUCACUGACCACCCCUCCGUGCAGUGAGAUUGUGGAAUGGAUUGUUUUUCGCAUGCCUGUUCCUAUCUCUUAUCGCCAGGUAGGUUUGAAUCCACAAAGAGUUUGCCUGGUUCAUUGUUUUUUUACUCCUUGCUUUUUUCCACCCAUUCCCUGAUACUUAAGCUGCAUCUAGAUUUCCGAUCCUUUUCAUUUUGGGCAUGGCCCAUAAAAUUGAAUUUUUAGGAGGAGGAAUGCACAAAAAAAUAUUGUUGAUGGAAAAGGAAGUUGGCUAAUUUUGUUUUAUUGUUCUGAGCAUGAGCCGCUCGACACGAGAAGAUAAUAGAACAUGACAUUCUAUUUCCUUCCAAAUGAUCUUAGCUAUUAUCAUUCUGUUCAGAUACAUUUGAACUGUGGUCUAAAUAUUUACACAGAAUCCUUUCUUCUUUCACUCUCUUCAUGUUUCUUCCGUGACACUCAGCUAAGUACACAGACACAGAUUUAGUAGUUUGGGCUAAUUACGGAAGGAAAGUAAUGCUUUAGUUAAUUUACCAACUUUGUCUGUUGUUGUUUUUACAACAUCACAAAGCUGCCAUUAGUGUGCCUCUGGAACGAGAACCUUAAAAUGAAUGCAUAGGAGGCCUUGCUGUAGAUCAAGGCAGUGAGUGGCAUUUUCAUUGAGAGACAUCCCUGAGUAAUAACGUGGAAAUAUGCAGCUAAAUGUUUAACAAUUAAAAAGGCUUUGACAUUUAAAACCUUUGUUUUCAAAAUGUCUCCUUGCUAAAGUCUACCCUGCCUUUUAUUUGCUUGUGUUAAUACACCUCAUUGCAACAGAGGCAUCUGAGAGGGAACUGCUCAUGUAAAAAGUCACUUGAUCUUACCGAAUGAAUGAGUGUAAAUAUUCAAUAGCUCCCCCUUGACAGAGGUAGAUGAACGCAACAAGACAACAGUGAAGUCCACUGCUUCUCAGUUGUUUUACUCAGAGGACACUGCAAAUCAUUUACCUUUUCCCAGUUUCUUGCCCUGUCCUGUCUCCAGAAUCCACGGCUGUCAAAGAAAUGGAUUAGAUCUAAUCAACAGGUGUAUUUUCUGUUUGGUGCUGGAGUUCAUUCCUGGCUACUACAAUGAGUCCCUCUUCUCAUAAUCUAAAACUGAUUGAAGCAUAAUUCAGGGAACUCACAGAGCCCAAUCUUCCUAGCUGCAGCCAGGAACACAUCUUUGCUUGAAAAAUGUAAGCUGCUGCCACUGUUAUUAUUCAUUCCAUUAGUUUUCCUCUGAAUUUUUUUUUUUUUUUUCAUAUUCACCACAGCCCACUUCAGGAAAGUGUUUACACACUUUUAUACCUCUGUGGCUUACAGGUUGUCGGCGUUUUAAUGAAAUGUUUGACUUGACAGAGUUUGCCAACGCAAAUACAUAAAAAUGCAGUCUACAUAUGCAAUUGCAUUAUACAUCCUGGAAAAUAUAUUGCCAUUUUUAUAGGUUGGUUCUGGAAAUGUAUUAGAAACAAAUACGGUUUGAUCUUGAACAACCUGGUGCUUUCAAGGGCCUGGACAUUUUGGGUAAAAAUCAAAAUUGCUUCAUCAGUUUCACUCAUGAAGGUAGUUCUUCAAGCAAUGGAAAAUAAAUGAAUUUUUAAAGUGUUUGUCAAAAACAAUUUGCAAGCUUGGUUUGUGUGUGUGUGUGUGUGUGCGCGCGCACACACAUGCUUUUCACUGCACAUGGCCUUCUUUUGCCCAGUUUUCUAUGACUUGUAAUUGGACCUAAGUGCAGACAAUCUUUCCUCUUAGAGAUGAAAUCUGGCACAGCAAAGAGCUGUGUCAGACAUGUGGUUCAGUGCCUUUGCCAGCUUGAGGCUCUUGUUGCUUUGGAUUAUUAUUACCCUAAGGUCCCAGGGUGGGUUAGGACAGCUAAAAGACAAUAUUAAAAAACAGUUUAAAACCACUUAUAGUCUAUGAAAUAAGUUGGGUCCUAAAAAUAUACAUCUCACAUGUGAAAAGCCAAGGUAAAGAAGUGCAUCUUUUCCAUCUUCUGAAAACUGUGUUAUGAAGUUACCCUAUGCACCUCUGUGGUGAGGGAGUUCCACAACUUACAACUCCAGCACAACCUCCUAGCUGGCUGAUGCUGAUGAGAGUUGUCAUCUAAAACAGCUGGAGGGCACCAGGUUGGCAAAGGCUGAAGUGGAGCAUUAGGGAGUUUGAAAGGAGCAAGAUCCAUUUCCAGCUUUGCUCCUAUCUUCAGAGUGGUAGUCGUCCCCCUCAAUCUCUCUUUUUAGCUCCUUCUUCAUUCUGUCCAUCUAGCGCUAAGUUUGUUAUCUCUGUGUGGCAGGGCCAAGCUUUUAUAGUAUCUACAGCUUGCAGCACAAUAGGUCCCUCUACUCUAGCAACCGCUGGCCAUUCUAGAUACUGCUGUAAACACAAAUAAUGGAAAGAUGGAAUGGCUGUGUGCUGAGCUGUGAUUUGUGUAUUGAAUGUGUGCCCCUCUUCUGCAGGAUAAUAGUAAAACACACAUACACAAUGCCUUAUAAAACAAAAGAGGGGGCUGUAUAUAUCUGUGAGUACAUACAGUACAGAGAGGCUAGGAAAGAAUAUUUUUCUUGCCUCCUCCAGACACUAACUUUGUAGAGGGUUUCUAAAGUGUUUGCUCGCUUGGCAGGCUAAAAAUGGGGCUAGAUAAAGCUGUUGGCAGUGAUUUCAGCGGGCAGCCUGGUUUCCUGUUUGAUUUAUCAGUCUUGGCAUCAGUACUUCCUGCCAUUUUGCAUUCUUAUCAGCUGCCCAGAUUUUGCCACAUUGGGUUUUUUCCCCCUAAUUAAUGCCCCCCUCCUUUCCCCCCCUUCCUUUUUCUUUCCCCUCAUGCUGGUUUGCUACAUUCAGCUGGAAGCGUUCUAUUCCAUAUUUACCACGGAACAGCAAGACCACGUCAAGUCUGUGGAAUACCUGAGGAAUAACUUCCGGCCUCAGCAGAGCCUCAACAACAGGAUAGUUUCCAAGUCUGCUGUGAAGGACGCUUGGAGCCAAAUUACAACCAGCAGCUUUGAAAACCCACUUGGCACCGAAGCCUCCAAAGGUAGAAUGGGGUACACCAUUUAA
Molecule: messenger RNA, 3141 nt
Organism: Podarcis lilfordi (Lilford's wall lizard)
Lineage: Eukaryota; Metazoa; Chordata; Lepidosauria; Squamata; Lacertidae
Source: the annotation of a GenBank genome assembly